Oryzias melastigma (Indian medaka) is the source of this 949-nucleotide messenger RNA. Its product is annotated as histone H4. NCBI's taxonomy places the organism in Eukaryota, Metazoa, Chordata, Actinopteri, Beloniformes, Adrianichthyidae. Gene Ontology annotation, cellular component: nucleosome. The transcript has a single exon. Bases 236 to 547 code for a protein of 103 amino acids. Gene Ontology annotation, biological process: nucleosome assembly. Gene Ontology annotation, molecular function: protein heterodimerization activity; structural constituent of chromatin; DNA binding. The record is from RefSeq and is a predicted model, not a curated record.
UUUUGUUUACCCCUAAAGGCACAAUACUGAGAUGUUUUAGGCCCUAUAAGACGAAUAAGAUGUCACUUAUGUUACAAAUUACCAGGCAAUUCUGCAGCAGAACACCAGGAGUGGCAAAUGUGGGAGGGAAAAAUGAAGGAGAAACGCCUCUGUCUUCUAACACGUCCUCAGAAAACAGAUAAAAAGUGAAGAACGCUCCUGUGUUACAUUGAGUGUGAUACUUCAACACUGAACCAUGAGUGGAAGAGGCAAAGGCGGGAAGGGACUCGGUAAAGGAGGCGCCAAGCGUCACCGUAAGGUUCUCCGUGAUAACAUCCAGGGAAUCACCAAACCAGCGAUCCGCCGUCUGGCUCGUCGCGGUGGAGUGAAGCGUAUCUCUGGUCUGAUCUACGAGGAGACCCGCGGUGUGCUGAAGGUCUUCCUGGAGAACGUGAUCCGGGAUGCCGUCACCUACACCGAGCACGCCAAGAGGAAGACUGUGACCGCCAUGGAUGUGGUCUACGCCCUGAAGAGACAGGGACGCACCCUGUACGGAUUCGGAGGUUAAUUCUGCGGCUUGAUCAGCGAAGAACAUCAAACGGCCCUUUUAAGGGCCACCCAAAGCUUCUUCUAAGAGCAGAUUCUGAUCUCAUUCUUAUUAAUGACAGUAAUCUGGACUUUAUGAUGUAGUAUUAAACAGUUUACAUUAUUAAUUUGUGCACUAAAAGCAUACCUCUCACAAAUUAUAUAUCAACGGGAAAGAAUGUAUCACCCGAUUCUCUUACACCAAUGAAUUGAACACUACACGUUUUUUUUUUCUCUCCUCUCCAGUGAGCAAAUUUAAGCCUUUAUGUUUAGAAACACUUUUGUAUUGAUACAGUUCUUUCAGACAUGAAGUCAGUCGAAGCCUUUUAAAAACAGGAUUUCCACACAGAUAAAAUCUUAUGUACGUGCCUAACUGCCCAGUAAU